GAAGAGUAUUAAAGCAAGUGUUAUCUGUGUUCAUAGAAAUGGAUUGGUUGUCGUUAAUCUUGUGGCUUGUGAUCGGGACUAUAUCGAUAACUUUCUUGUUCUUUAAGAAAAGAUAUGCAUAUUGGAAAGAUCGCGGUGUUGAAUACGUUCAACCUACGAUUCCAUUAGGAAACCUUCCAUUCCGAAGAAAAUUACAUUUCAAAGAAAUAACAGGCAAUAUUUAUGAUCGAAAAAGUGGGAAAAGUCCCUUCCUUGGAGCCUUCUUUUUCGCGACACCCGCCGUUGUUGCCACUGAUCUGGAUUUUGUUCAAACUGUUCUAAUAAAGGACUUCAGCACUUUUCAUGGACGAGGAGUGUACGUCAACGAAGUAGACGAUCCAAUAUCGGCUCAUAUGUUUUCCUUGGACGGAGAAAAGUGGAAAUCCUUGAGAGCCAAAUUGUCACCAACAUUCACUUCUGGCAAAAUGAAAUUCAUGUUCCCGACGGUUGUCGAAGUGGCUGACCGCUUCAAUGCUAAUCUAGUUGAUUUGACAAAAGGAAAUGGGACACUGGAGAUGAAGGAUUUAUUGGCACGAUUUACGACUGAUGUGAUUGGAACCUGUGCAUUUGGUAUCGAAUGUAAUAGUAUGAAAACACCCGAUUCCGAAUUUCGUCGAUACGGUUCAAAAGCAUUCGAUGAUCCUCCGCAUUCUACGCUUUUUCAACUACUCGGUUCUAUCUAUCCAAACAUAGCAAGAAAAUACUUUCAUAUGAGAGUGUUCAAAAAAGAAGUGAGCGACUUCUUCAUGGAUACAGUACGCGAAACUAUCGCCUUCCGUGAAGAGAAUAAUGUGCGCCGUAACGAUUUUAUGGAUUUAUUGAUUCAGUUAAAGAAUGGUGGAUCACUAGAAGAUGAACAUUCAAAAAAGCUAGGAAAACUGACUUUGGAGGAAGUUACCGCCCAAGCUUUCUUAUUUUUCUUGGCAGGUUUCGAAACAUCGUCCACCACGAUGAUGUUCGCAUUAUAUGAGCUUUCUUUGAAUCCUGAUAUUCAAGAGAAUGCUCGCCAGGAAAUAGAAGAGAUUCUAAACAAGCACGAUGGGAAGAUAAGUUAUGAAAGUGUGAAAGAAAUGGUUCUUAUCGACAAAAUUAUAAGUGAAACUUUACGAAAAUACCCGCCAGUAGUCAACUUAAUUCGAAAAUGCGCCCAAGACUUCAAGGUCCCAAAUCAUGAUGUGAUCAUAGAAAAGGAUACAACUGUAGUCAUACCAGCUUAUUCAAUCCAACAUGAUCCAGAAAUUUAUGAAAAUCCUGAAGUGUUUGAUCCUGAACGGUUUUCUCCAGAACAGCCAUGCGAAAAGACAACAAUUCCUAUGGAAUUUUCUGAACAGAAUCCCUUGCUUUCACCUAAAUAUGGAAUGUAUCUGCGUGUUGAGAAAGUAAACUUUACGAAAAUACCCGCCAGCACCAGUAGUAAGUUACUACGUAAAUGCGCCCACGACUUCCAUGUUCCAGAUUCCGAUAUAAUCAUUGAGAAAGAUACAGUUGUGUUUAUUCCAGCUUACUCGAUCCAUCGUGACCCAAAAAUUUAUGAAAAUCCUGAAGUGUUUGAUCCUGAACGAUUUUCUCCAGAGCAAGUUAAAAAUCGUCGCCCAGUAGCAUUUCUGGGAUUCGGUGAUGGACCCAAAAACUGUGAAGGAUUAAAAUUUGGAACAAUGCAGUCACGUAUUGGAUUGGUUACUCUCUUGAAAAAUUAUCGCUUUAAACCAAGCGAAAAGACAAGAAUUGCUGUGGAAUAUGUGGAAGAGCAUCCUCAACUUUCACUAAAAUACGGAAUUCAUUUACUUGUCGAAAAGGUGUAG
Hermetia illucens (black soldier fly) is the source of this 1841-nucleotide messenger RNA. Its product is annotated as probable cytochrome P450 6a13. The record is from RefSeq and is a predicted model, not a curated record. NCBI's taxonomy places the organism in Eukaryota, Metazoa, Arthropoda, Insecta, Diptera, Stratiomyidae. Gene Ontology annotation, molecular function: oxidoreductase activity, acting on paired donors, with incorporation or reduction of molecular oxygen; heme binding; iron ion binding. The transcript has 4 exons. Bases 39 to 1841 code for a protein of 600 amino acids.